AUGGCGGAGCGCGGCGCGGAGCCGCUGUGGCGGACGCCGCCGGGCCGCCUGGCGCCGCCUCACGUCUACCGCAUGGCGGGCGCGCUGGGCGCCGAGCUGCGCCGCCUCUCGGGCCGCUUCGGGCCCGACGCCGUGGCCGGGCUCGUGCCGCCCGUCGUGCGGCUCCUGGAGCUGCUCGAGGCGCUCGUGGCGCCGCCGGGCGCCGAGGCCCAAGCGCCGCCAUCGCCCGGGGACAGCGAGGAGCUCGAGCAGCGGCUGUGGGCGGCCGAGCGGCGCGAGCGGGCGCAGGCCGAGCGCGUGGCCCGUCUGGAGGAGCAGAACCGGCGGCUCCGGGGGCAGCUGGCGGAGAGUCAGUCCCACGAGGGAAGCACCGCGCGCAAGGAGCGGGAGGUGAUGCUGCGCCUCAAGGAGGUGGUGGACAGGCAGAGGGACGAGAUCCGCGCCCAGGCCCACGAGAUCGUCUGCAAGAGCCGCGACACGGAGGCACUGCAGGAGCAACUGAACCGCUUCAUGUCCAUGAACGAGGACCUGCGGCACAAGGUGGCCGUGGUGCAGGCCCAGCUCAAGAGCGCCCUGGAGCAGAAGUCCGACCUGGAGGCGGUUGUGCUGCAAACGCAGAGGGAGACGAGCAGGAGGAGCAGAGCUGCCUCUGAAGCCCAGGCACCAAAGCCCAGCCCGGAAGGAGCAUCGUUGCCUGCAGAGGAUACCCCGCUGCGGCCAGGCCCGGGCAAGAGCCCCGCUCACUGCUGCUUCUCCAGGGAAGAGCUGCAGCAAAUCCUGCAGGAGCGCAAUGAGCUCAAGACCAACCUGUUCCUGGUGCAGGAGGAGCUGGCUUAUUACCAGCGAGAGCUGCUGAACGAAGAGCGAAUUCCCAGCUUCUUCUUGGACGCAAUGAAAUCGUCUAUCAAAAAACAGAGAAGGAAAAUCAGAGCCAAAAUGCUGGGCACGGCGGAGGAGUCCGCAAGCAGUGACGAGGACGAGGGCUCCUGGCUGCCAGCUCCCGGUGCCGACUGCGUGGACGCUCCGCCGCCCCAGUCCCAAAUCAGGAGCUUCUUCGGGCUGUGGUAUCCGGGCAGCGGCAGAGAGGCCCCCACGCCCAGCUGCUCCGGAGCCUGGGAAAUCAUCGACUCGCUGGAAGCGCAGCCGGAGCAGGAGGGCCGGAGGGAGCCGGACGGCUCCCCGCACAGAGCCACGCCGCCGCUCUGACCCAGCCGAGCCCGAGGCGACUCCGGCCGUGCCGCUUCCCUCCGCCUGCUCCUCCUGCCGCUUCCCGUCCCGGCCACUUCCCGCCGCUGGAGCUGUGCCCUGAAUUCCCGCUCUUCCAGGCCGGCUCUCCCUGUCUCCCUGCACUGUCACGCCUCGGCAUCCCCGUGGGGCAAUUCCCCUCCACCGGUGGCUCACGGCUCCUGCACUGGGGACCCUGUCGAGCCCACGGAUCUUUUGCUUCCUCCCUUUCCCACUCUCUUUCCUCCUUGUCCCUGCAAUGUGAAGAUGAAGGAAGAGUGUCUGGGCAGGCUGCUGGGCACUGUCCUGGGGACGCAGGGUCCUCGGCUCCCCACACACUCGCACUGGGGCUGAGCACGUUGCACCCACAAGAGCAGGGGCCCUCGGGGCUGUGCUGGAGAGCAGCGGCCGGGGCCAGCACGGCCGGGGCCACUUGUGCACCUUUCAGACCGGGGUGAAUCGCUUUUGUACCGGGACUUCUUCCUUCUGCUACUGGAAACUGGAAGACUGUAACGUCACCUCUCAUGUUCAUUGUUGUGGGGACAGCUGGGUCCUCACGGGUCAGGUAUUUUCCAGCUCUACGAGCGGAGUCAGAAAUAAAUCCAUCUCUUGUCCCACA
Molecule: messenger RNA, 1843 nt
Organism: Nothoprocta perdicaria
Lineage: Eukaryota; Metazoa; Chordata; Aves; Tinamiformes; Tinamidae
Gene: RILP
Product: Rab interacting lysosomal protein
Exons: 8
Coding region: 1-1206 (401 amino acids)
Biological process (GO): cilium assembly
Cellular component (GO): ciliary basal body; cytoplasm
Molecular function (GO): protein dimerization activity
Source: RefSeq, a predicted model, not a curated record